AUGCCUGCGUCUGCUCCGUGUGCUGUCGGCGGUUCGAGUGAGAGGCAAUUGCCGUCUGCUGGCACGAACGACGCUAGAAGUAAAAUACAGCUGAACCCUCUCGACUGGGCGUAUCGCGGCGAAGGUUCCGCGAACAUCGUCAUGUCUUACUGCGGCCAUGAUCCAUCCCUGAAAGGCAUGGUGCUGCGCGUGUGCAAGGAACGGCCGGAUUCUCACCAUCCAGGAGCGGAGGUCGUGGCUGGGGAGUCCCUAUCUGGAGGUUCGGCAGGAGCCUCGGAAGCAGGCUCGGCAUCAGGCUCGGCAGCAGGCUCGGUGCAGCCCGAGCCUGUGCUGCGUCCGGAGGAGCGGGAGCUGUGGGGAGAAGUGGUGCCGGAGCUGGCAGUGGCUCCGGAUAGGAUCGACCUGCUUCAUCAAUAUGUGUCGAGGGUGAUGGCUCCUCUGUUAGGAGACGAAUUCGUGGAAGCAGGGACGACAGUGAAGGUCCCGCGCAGUUUUCUCCAAGAGGUAGCAGACCACAUCCGCCCUAAACGGCCCCCCUGGCGGCAGGCUCAGGGCGACGUGGACCUUCAGAGAGGAGAGGCGCUGCUGGUGACAGAUCUGACUCAUUUGCACCUGGAGGAUGAGGAGUGGGAGGAGGACUGGGAGGAGACGGUACGGGAGGCAGGGCACGGGCACAGGGGGUACAAUGGCACGACUUUCUGUAUCGAGCUCAAGCCCAAGACCGGGUUCUGCCCCUCCUCCCCCUGCAUCGCGCCGACCAAUCAAAUCAAGACAGCUGUCGCGCGCUUCCCCAUGCACCAGCAGCUGAAGCUGUCAGAAGGGGAGGUGGCACAGAGCAGCGCGUACAACCCCCUAGACCUCUUCUCCUCCUCACGCCCCCGCAUUCUCUCUGCUCUGAGAACGUUAAUUGAUAACCCGCAGAACAACCUGAGGAUUUUUGCAGAUGGGAAGUUGCUGUUGGGGGGGCAUAUUCACAGGCGGGCGGACAGGGGGAAGGGGAAAAAGGGGAAAGGGAAAGGGGAGAAAGGGGAGAAGGUGGGGGACGAUGUGCAGGUUGAGAGAGGGAAUUCGUUGGAUUUAGCAGCGUUGAGAAGGGAGGAGAAAGCGCAGGAGGCAGCAGGCUUGGCUGCUGCUGAAGCAGCUCUGGAAGGGUUUGUGUGUGUUGGGAAGGAGCAGCCCAGCAGUGAUUCCAACACAACAACUGCUGCUGCUGCUGGUGCUGCUGCUGGUUCUGGAUUACCAGCAGCACAAUCACCGUCCUCUGCACCUCAUCUGAGUCAUCCUCGGGUUGACGCUCUCUUAUCCCUGGCAACAGAGUGCCUCGUGCAGUGUGGGGCACUGGAGAAGCUGCUGGCGGCACAGAAGCUGGAUAAGUGGGACAUUGAAGGCACGAUUCAUGCUUAUAACGAGUACAUGAAGCAGAGGAAGUCAAUGCCUUCAGCCCCUGCUGCUGAUGCUGGUGCUGGUGGUGCUAGUACUGCUGCUGGUGCUGCUGGGGUUCCAAAAGAGAUCAUGGAAGAUUGCAGGAAGGUUCUUCGCGAUUUCCUCAUUGCAGCCACGGCAAAGGACUGUGGGAUCAUGCUGGCACUCCGAGCAGCCAUUCCUGGGGAGACUCUGGAAGCUUCACAGAAGCUUCGCAGCGUUGUGUGCCCGUCCAGCGGCCGCAAGUAUUUCUACAGGCUUUCCAUAAUGGAUCUGGACAUCAAGCCGCUGCGAAAGAUGCGAAAGUACUGGAGCAUGGACCAGCAGAUUGUCAGGCACUACUGCUCUGUUACACGUGACGCGAAUGCAUGA
Closterium sp. Yama58-4 is the source of this 1794-nucleotide messenger RNA. Lineage: Eukaryota; Viridiplantae; Streptophyta; Zygnematophyceae; Desmidiales; Closteriaceae. The record is from the annotation of a GenBank genome assembly.